This is a messenger RNA of Guyanagaster necrorhizus, 726 nucleotides long. RefSeq lists its product as uncharacterized. The transcript has 3 exons. Gene Ontology annotation, molecular function: rRNA binding. Gene Ontology annotation, cellular component: nucleolus. The coding region runs from base 1 to 726 and encodes 241 amino acids. The record is from RefSeq and is a predicted model, not a curated record. NCBI's taxonomy places the organism in Eukaryota, Fungi, Basidiomycota, Agaricomycetes, Agaricales, Physalacriaceae.
AUGGCGUCCAAUUUGGUCGUGCUCACCCAGUCUCACACCGCAGUCGCUGCAAAGAAACGAGCAAAGCGGGAACAAAUAAAGGAAAUCAUAUUUGACGAUGAGGCGAGAAGGGAGUUUCUGACCGGCUUUCACAAGCGCAAGCUAGCCAAGGCAGAAGCUGCGCGUAAGAAAGCGGCGGAGCGGGAGAAACAGCAGCGACAAGAGGUCCGGCGCGAGCAACGUCGGAUGCUCAGGGAACGGGCGGCGGAGAACGCAGCACAGGUUGAAAGUGCUUAUGGCGCAAUGAUUGGUGAGGAUCCAUUAAAAGCCAACCCGUCAUUUUACCUGCUUACCUUUACAAAAGGGCCAUACGUUGACGAAGAGGAGGAAUGGCAUGGUAUAACCGAGUUUAAGGGAAAGCAAAAGGGCAAACAAAAGGAGCAAGAAUAUGAGGAUGAAAGUCACCUCGCCACUGUUGCCGUCGUUGAAGACUUUGACCCUGACAUGCUAAUCCACGGCCCACUGAAAUCAGGAGGCGCGGCUCCGUCAGUGCCCUCGGACAUCUCGCCACCAACAGUUCCUCGGACCAAGCCUCCGAGUCCUUCAAAAACAAAAGUCAAGGCAAAAGUACGGUACCAAACAAAAGGGGUGCGAAAGAUGGAACAGACGAAACAACGUGCGAGAAGGCGAGAAAAGGCUGAGCUCGCUGGCGGAAAGGCCGCUCGACGCACUAAGAGCAGGCGCUAG